AGGUGAUGGCACUGUAGUCGCCAUGAGUCAAAAUGUCUGCGAUGUCGUUGAUAGGUCGUGCUUUCGCGAGACAAAUUGUUGAAGUUUGUUCGAAAGCCGCGUCGGUGUCGGUUCAACUACAGCCAAAAAGAAGCCAAUGGAAUCUUGUGAAAAAGCCGAAACCUGGAGAGAAAGGGAAAAGUUACCGGAGGAUUGUUCAUUUCCAAGACAAGUACACGAUUGAGCCUUUAAACGUUACGAAUUUAGCAGGCAGAGAUCCCGUCACGGGAAGAGUGGUGGCAAAAGGUAUCGGCGGAGGGAUCAAACACAAAUACCAUUGGAUUCAGUGGAUUAGAGAUGGGCCUACCGAUCUCAACGUACCUCCGAAAGAAGACAAAGUGCUAGCAGUAUUCAAAGAUGGCUGUAGAACUUCAUUCGUAGCUUUGGUUGGAGGCGGCAAUGAAUUGCGAUAUAUUCUUGCCACAGAAAAUAUGAAAGUUGGAGACAUAAUCCGAACACAUCGGGGCAUUCCUGUAAAUCACGUUAGAGCCUCUGAGGGAGAUGCUUAUCCAUUGGGAGCAUUGCCCAAAGGAACGAUUGUGAAUUGCGUAGAGAAAUAUCCAGGUAAAGGAGGUGCUCUUAUUCAUGCUGCUGGGACGUGUGGCCUGAUAACGAAGAGCGAUGGGGAUCGCGUGAUUGUUAAAAUGCCUAGCAAAAAAGAGUUCAGUUUGCACCAAACCUGCAUGGCGACUGUGGGUAGAUUGUCAAAUGUCUUGCAUGGUUCAACGCCAAUCGGUAGUGCACAGAAGAACAGAGAGCUUGGAAAUCGACCAAGAAGCGGUCUCUGGCAGAGGAAAAGUGGUAAACAUGGCCGGAAAUUAAGGGCUCCACCGCCUGUGCGAAAGAUUGGCAGUAGUGAAGAGAACACACCAAAAAAAGAAAUACUAUUGCUUAAUCAUCGGCCAUUGAAUACUGUUGAAACGUAAAUGUUAUUCAAUAAAUAUUACUUUAUUGUA
Molecule: messenger RNA, 995 nt
Organism: Frieseomelitta varia
Lineage: Eukaryota; Metazoa; Arthropoda; Insecta; Hymenoptera; Apidae
Gene: mRpL2
Product: 39S ribosomal protein L2, mitochondrial
Exons: 2
Coding region: 33-965 (310 amino acids)
Biological process (GO): cytoplasmic translation
Cellular component (GO): ribosome
Molecular function (GO): RNA binding; structural constituent of ribosome
Source: RefSeq, a predicted model, not a curated record